AUGGAAGAGGAUAGAAAUGAGACUUUUGUGGUCAUGUUUGUUCUCCUGGGACUCUCAGACAAAAAAGAGGUGCAGCUUAUGCUCUUUCCAAUCUUCCUAGUGAUCUACCUUGUGACUCUCAUCUGGAACCUGGGUCUCAUCAUCCUUAUCAGGAUGGACUCCCAACUGCACACACCUAUGUACUUUUUCCUCAGUUUCCUGUCAUUUAUAGACAUGUGCUAUUCUUCUUCUGCCACCCCAAGGAUGCUUUCAGACUUCCUAAAAGAGGAAAAAGUGAUUUCAUUCAUUACCUGUGCCACUCAGUACUUUGUUGGGUCUUGGAUGGCUCAUGCUGAGUGCUGCCUGUUGGCCACCAUGGCCUAUGACAGAUAUGUUGCUAUUGGUAGGCCUCUGCAGUACUCAGCCGUUAUGUCUCCCAGCCUCUGUCAGAAGAUGGUUGCUUGGACCUAUGGGACUGGAUUCCUUGGUAGCAUAAUUCAAACGGUCUCUUGCUUUCAUCUGUACUACUGUGGGCCCAAUACCAUUCCAAAUUUCUUCUGUGACAUAACCCAUAUCAUUUCCCUGUCUUGUUCCAAUCCCUUCAUCAGCCAAAUGAUUCUUUUUAUGGAAUCUAUUUUUGUUGGGUUUAGUUCUUUCCUUGUUAUCCUCUUAUCCUAUGCUUUCAUUGCAGCUUCCAUCCUGAAAAUAUCCUCAGUCAAAGGUAGUGCCAAGGCCUUCAAUACCUGUGCCUCCCAUCUGGCAGUUGUCACGAUAUUCUAUGGCACAGGCUUCUCUGUGUAUCUGCAUCGUAGCUCUAGCCACAAUGAGAAGCAGGACAAGGUGCUGUCAGUGUUCUACGUUGUCCUCAUCCCCAUGUUAAACCCUCUUAUCUAUAGUCUGAGGAACAAGGAGAUCAAAGAGGCCCUCAAGAGGGUGAUAAAGAGGGCAACACAUUUGCCCCAUUAA
This is a messenger RNA of Equus caballus (horse), 945 nucleotides long. It is a transcript of the gene OR5BB13, whose product is annotated as olfactory receptor family 5 subfamily BB member 13. Gene Ontology annotation, cellular component: membrane. Gene Ontology annotation, molecular function: G protein-coupled receptor activity; olfactory receptor activity; odorant binding. Gene Ontology annotation, biological process: G protein-coupled receptor signaling pathway. The record is from RefSeq and is a predicted model, not a curated record. Lineage: Eukaryota; Metazoa; Chordata; Mammalia; Perissodactyla; Equidae.